This is a messenger RNA of Mycosarcoma maydis (corn smut), 492 nucleotides long. RefSeq lists its product as uncharacterized. NCBI's taxonomy places the organism in Eukaryota, Fungi, Basidiomycota, Ustilaginomycetes, Ustilaginales. The transcript has a single exon. Bases 1 to 492 code for a protein of 163 amino acids. The record is from RefSeq and is a predicted model, not a curated record.
AUGCGCAUCCUGCUCGCGCUCGUUGCGGCCGUGUUUGCAACUGCGUCUAUGGGCGCACCUAUGGAUUGGGUCGAGGCUGGCAAAGCGGCCGAGUCGCUCGAAAACGACUUUUCUCGAGUCCGCAUCAGUCAGACCUCGCGUCCUGGACUGGGCUCGGUUGCUGGAUUCGACACGGCACGUGCUGCACCACCCGUUCUCAAGCGACCUCCGCAACUGGGCCAAGCAUCGGGUACUUGGCAGUACGACGCAGCUGAAACGUCCAAGUACAGCGAGCUGCCGCCUAUGCCCGAUGCACCUCGAGCCAAGACGGGAGGUCCUAUGCGCGGCUCUGCGAGUGGCGUCAGGCCAUCAGCUCCGUAUUUCUCGCCUCCGAAGCGGCUUGAGCAAUCCGGCCGCGUUGCUACCGGUGAGCAGCGAGCCAGGAACGCCCUGCUACGACAUCCUGCGAUGAGGCAGAAGGAUUGGGAUGAGCUGCUUCGCGAAACGCAAUGA